GUAAGUUUUUGUGUGAUAAAGUCAGUUUGAGUGCACAAUUAAUUCGGUGCACCGUUUUGCAUCAAUCAUCAAUCUAAAACGCCAAUUUCGGACAGAAUGUUCCAGUUUUGCUGUUGUUGACUAUUCCACCUCAAGAUAAUAGUUCCUCAAGUGUAGUGUAGACCACUCUUACAGAAAGCCGGAGGAAGUGAACAAAAACAACGACUUGUUACAGUAUGAGUCAACUUUCGUCACUUCUUCUCUUUUCACAUGGAUUCUAAAUUAUAUAUAGUCUAAACCAUAUGUUAACCAUACAAAUCAUCUCCCACAAUAAUAUCUUUUCUUAUCCAUUUUUGUACAUCUAGUAUUCUAGUCACUUAAACACAACCAUUUCAUCAUUCAAAAUGCAUACUUUGAUUCAUUUUUUGAUACUAAUGCUACCAUUCUUAAUUGAAGCUAGAAAUUUAGUUUCCCAUGUCUCCUUUGAGGCCGAACUUAUUCGUCGAGAUUCACCCCUUUCUUCCAACUUUUACACCUCAAUGACACCACAAGAACUCCAAUGGAGGGAAUCCCUUGGCUCAGUCUCACUCGGUCACAACAUUCGACUAUCUCCUACGUACUUUGAUCAAAAGGACGUUAAGGCAGAUCUUAUCCCCAAUGGUGGUGAUUAUCUCAUGAAGUUCUCUCUUGGGACUCCACCUGUUGAAUUCACAUCUGUUAUUGACAGUGGGAGUGACCUGGUAUGGGUUCAGUGUUCGCCCUGUGAGCGUUGUAUCGCACACGAAUCUCCAUUAUUCGAACCAAACAACUCUUCGACAUACUGUGCAAUCCCUUGCAACUCACAAUCUUGCACAUAUCCUGAUUUUGAUAGUGGUUGUAUUCCAAAGGCAUAUCACAACAACGGUAAUGCUUCAUGUGUUUAUAAUGCUGUUUAUGGAGAUGGAACAAAAAGUAUGGGUGUCCUGAGUACUGAUACCAUUAGCUUCCCUUCUGCUGGUGCUUCACAUGUGUCUUUUCCAUCCUCAACAUUCGGAUGUGGGUAUGACCAACAAGGUCGGUUAGGUAUCCAUGGGGACGGGAUCGUUGGGCUUGGGCUUGGGUCUUUGUCACUAGUCUCACAAUUAGGUCCAAAUAUCAACUACAAGUUCUCCUACUGUCUGACACCCCUGCAUUCCAAUGUUAAUGGAAAGCUGAAGUUUGGGGUGGAUUUAAAAGGUCCAGGAGUAGUAUCAACUCCUUUUAAAACUCAAGAUCCUCCAACAUUCUACAUUCUGUCUCUCAAUGACAUUAGCAUUGGGAAUACUACAGUCGCGGUUAGCCAGGACAUGAUCAUCGACUCUGGUACGACCCUGACUUUCUUACCAACCAGUGUCUAUGACAGUGUUAAGACUGCUGUGAAGGGUGCUAUCAAGCUUAGCUCGGUGCCUGAUCCGAACCAGGCUUUCGACCCUUGCUACGAGGUCAAGCCCUCAGGUGAGGGGUUUAACCCUCCUGAUAUUGUGUUCCAUUUCAAAGGGGCUGAUGUUGUUUUAAAGGCUGAAAACACUUUCAGGACUUUGAAGAAUCUGACUUGUAUGGCAAUUGUACCUUCAGAUGAUAGUUUUUUGUUUGGAAAUAUUGCUCAAGUGAACUUUGAGGUUGUGUAUGAUUUAAAAGCAAAGCAAAUUUCAUUUGCUGCAGCAGAUUGCACUAAGAAUUAGUAUCUCUACAUCCAAGUUUAUUAAUAAUAGUAUGUAUGAAUUAUCCCA
This is a messenger RNA of Beta vulgaris subsp. vulgaris (sugar beet), 1727 nucleotides long. RefSeq names its product aspartic proteinase CDR1. NCBI's taxonomy places the organism in Eukaryota, Viridiplantae, Streptophyta, Magnoliopsida, Caryophyllales, Amaranthaceae. The record is from RefSeq and is a predicted model, not a curated record. Gene Ontology annotation, biological process: proteolysis. The coding region runs from base 384 to 1679 and encodes 431 amino acids. Gene Ontology annotation, cellular component: extracellular region. Gene Ontology annotation, molecular function: aspartic-type endopeptidase activity. The transcript has a single exon.